Patella vulgata (common limpet) is the source of this 1969-nucleotide messenger RNA. RefSeq lists its product as uncharacterized. The transcript is spliced from 14 exons. The coding region runs from base 155 to 1432 and encodes 425 amino acids. NCBI's taxonomy places the organism in Eukaryota, Metazoa, Mollusca, Gastropoda, Patellidae. The record is from RefSeq and is a predicted model, not a curated record.
AUUCAAUAACUGUUGAAAAAAUUAAGAAACGGGAUUACAGCUUUAAUAUACCCGCAAAUGUUUUGGGCAUGUCGGGAUUGUUGAUACCAUAAAAAGAUAAAACAUUCAAACUGUUGGUUGAGAGUGCAGGAGCAACUUUACAUACCCAAGGAAAAUGAAGUGUGGAUUAUUUCUAACGAUUUUGUUUGGUAUAAACUCCUACGGCAUGACAGCCGCAGAGUGCAACGACACAGUGGCAUCCACUUGCGAGGUUGAGGGUGGAAAUUACACCAAUAGCGAAGCUUGCAGGUUGAUUAGAAAUUAUAAAGCCUGUUUUGUAAAUGCUGAUUGCUUCAGUGGAAGUUACAAGUCUCAUUUUGAAGAAUAUGUAAGGGACCACCCACAUGUCGAUUGUGAUACAAACUCUCCAGAGUGCAACACCACAGCGGUAUUAACUUGUGGUAUUGAAGCUGGAAGAUACACCAAUAGUGAAUUUUGCAGGUUGCUUAGAAAUUAUAAAGCCUGUUUGGUUAAUGCUGAUUGCUUCAGUGGAAGUUACAAGUCUGGUUUUGAAGAAUAUGUAAGGAACCACACACACUUCGAUUGUGAGUGCAACACCACCGCAGCAUCAACUUGUGACUUUCAAGGUGGAAGAGCCAGCAAUAGUGAAUUUUGCAGAUUGCUUGGAAAUCAUAAAGCCUGCUUGGUAAAUGCUGAUUGCUUCAGAGGAAGUUACAAGUCUCAUUUUGAAGAAUACGUAAGGAACCACACACAUUUCGAUUGUGAUACAAACUCUGCAGAGUGCAACACCACAGCGGCAUUAACUUGUGGUAUUGAAGCUGGAAGAUACACCAAUAGUGAAUUUUGCAGGUUGCUUAGAAAUUAUAAAGCCUGUUUGGUUAAUGCUGAUUGCUUCAGUGGAAGUUACAAGUCUGGUUUUGAAGAAUAUGUAAGGAACCACACACACUUCGAUUGUGAGUGCAACACCACCGCAGCAUCAACUUGUGACUUUCAAGGUGGAAGAGCCAGCAAUAGUGAAUUUUGCAGAUUGCUUGGAAAUCAUAAAGCCUGCUUGGUAAAUGCUGAUUGCUUCAGAGGAAGUUACAAGUCUCAUUUUGAAGAAUACGUAAGGAACCACACACAAUUCGAUUGUGAUAUAAUCUCUUCCAACACGGCAGCCCCAAGGUGCAAAACCAUACUGGCAUCGUUUUGUGAUAUUAAAGCUGGGACAUACACCAAUAGCGAAGCUUGCAAGCUGAUUAGAAAUUAUAAAGCCUGUUUGAUAAAUGCUGAUUGCUUCAGUGGAAGUUUCAAGUCUCAUUUUGACGAAUAUGUAAGGAACCACCCACAUGUCGAUUGUGGAACAACUACUGGCACCGCUGGUGUAACUGCUGUCACCGCUGGCGUAUCCGUUAUGUUAUCUGUAGUGAUGACUGUUAAGAACUACCUUUAAGGAUACAAUUUUUCUUAUGUAUAUCUGUAUUUAAGGGAAUAAUCCUUAAUGAUUCAGUUUAUUGCUAUGACUCUUCCAUGUAUGUCGCUUAACAAUAUUACUGUUCACAAUGAUUUCUUUUAGCUUAGAUACAAAUAUGGCGUUUACUGAAACGAAAUGCGUUUAUAUAUGACUCUUCCAUGUAUGUCGCUUAACAAUAUUACUGUUCACAAUGAUUUCUUUUAGCUUAGAUACAAAUAUGGCGUUUACUGAAACGAAAUGCGUUUAUAUAUGUUUUUGAAGUGUGUCUCAAAUGUGCUUUUUUCUAAAAAAAAUAAAUAUUAAUACUAAAUUAAAAAUUUCCCUUUUCUAAAAAAAAAUUAAAAUCGCAAUCGUCAAUAUUUCGUCUCGUCAGACGUGUUUUCCUGGUACACUUUUGAAAACGAAAUUGUUUUAUUGAAUACCCAUUGGGUGUGUUUGGUUUUUAAAUUCAAUUUGUUUAUUGCCACAUGUACUUUAUUAUCUAUUUUUAUAUAAUAAACUUCUCUUUUACAAAAA